AUGGAUUCCCUAACCCCUCUCCGUAGAUAUCUUGGCAUAAAGUAUAUAAGACUUCGUAGUUUCUCUACAAGCUGUCCACGCAAGAUGCCCACCGCGACCAGACCCCCCAAAGCUCCUAAAAUUGAAGAAUCGCCCUUUACGCACCCAUGGAGUGACGAUUUCUGGGGCCAGGCCGCGCCUAAAGGUGUAGAUGAAGACAUACUCAUUACCAUCAGUAGUGAGAUCAGAAAAAAGCCCGACUGGGUGACAAAGUUCCAGAACCCGGAGAUUGUUGCCAAGUGGAAGGACGAGCUCGAGCAGCAGGCGACCAAUUGUCUGGACUUCAAUGCAAUCUACGAGUAUGCUCUCAAGGAAUUGCAAUGGUACAAGGAACAGGAGGAGGGUGAGCUUGCGCAGAGUGGGUUCAAGUAUUCUGUGAAUGAGCAGGUCCUCUAUAGUGACACGGCCAUUUCUGAGGCCACGAAAAAUAGCUUGAAGGAACAGGAGCAGAAAUUCGAGGCCUCAAUUGAGAAGGAUUAUCACCCUAACUCUCACAAUAUGGUCGUGGACGUGGUACAUCCAUCGUUGUAUCCAAUCGUAUAUGGCAGAACUCAAGAACUCGUUAAUGGGGAAGUCCAAACAGUCGAGUACCUGGACGAAAUUAAAAAGGUGAAGAAAUUUGUUCCUGAUACCGGAGCAUCCAAAACCUUCCAGUGGCUUCCCGCAAAGAUGACCUUCGACAAAGACUCACAGAGUUUCACAUUCGUUUCCUACAUCAACAACCUUCAUCCAAUUCAAUUCGCCGAGCUCUACACCCAAAUCUCCGACGUGUUCAAUCAGAGUUUGCCAGGCUUGAAGCGUUGCUUGUCACACGCCCAAUCGGAGCCAUACACGAGAAUCGAUAUUCCAGAGGGCGAAGAGGCCUAUGAACAAGAAUUCUACGAUCUCAGGGACAAAUUAUACGAUGCCGAUGACUUGUCGGCAGAGGAAGAGUCCAAUCUUGAGGAAGAGCUCGAGAAAAAGAAGGCCUCUCUCGUGAAGAAGAUCUCUCCCGUUUGGGAGGGAGGCCCUACACUCAAGCCUUUCGAUUUUUCCUACUUCGGAAACUUGAAUGUGAUUGUCAAGCUUGCCAACAUAGAAUUAACACCUGAGAAUCCAAAGUACAAUGGCGGUUCAUGGCACGUCGAAGGUACAAUUAAUGAAGAUAUCGUUGCCACUAUAUUGUACUACUAUGAUGUCGAGAACAUUGACGACUCGAAAUUGUCAUUUAGAGAGUCAAUGGCCGAUCCACGCUAUGAACAAGGCGACGAAUUCUUCUGCCAACACUACUAUGGAUUGCUGGAUGGCGAUAUUAUGGUCAGAUCGCGCGGUUCUGAGGUUACAAAGCAAGACAGAGUUCUCAUUUUCCCUAAUGUGUUCCAGCAUCAUGUUGACGCAUUCGAGUUGGCUGAUAAAAGCAAACCUGGGCACAGAAAAAUCUUGUGUUUCUUUGUGGUGGACCCAUAUAACAAGCUUGUGAAGAGCUCGGAGACAAUACUCCCCCAACAAGAAGACUGGGCCAAUGACAGCGAGCUUAUGAAUAAAUUUUUCCCUGGAAUCAAUGGCCAAAGUACCAUGACUCGUGCAGAAGCCUUGGAGUACAGGGAGAAAUUAAUGGCUGAGAGAAGUGCAGCGGUCGCCGCCGAGUUAGAAGAUGACUUUUCAGCCUUCCACAGAACUUUCUCUCUUUGUGAACAUUGA
Molecule: messenger RNA, 1719 nt
Organism: Australozyma saopauloensis
Lineage: Eukaryota; Fungi; Ascomycota; Pichiomycetes; Serinales; Metschnikowiaceae
Product: DUF4246 domain-containing protein
Exons: 1
Coding region: 1-1719 (572 amino acids)
Source: RefSeq, a predicted model, not a curated record